Messenger RNA from Linum trigynum, 2352 nucleotides. The record is from the annotation of a GenBank genome assembly. Lineage: Eukaryota; Viridiplantae; Streptophyta; Magnoliopsida; Malpighiales; Linaceae.
AUGUCUAUGUUAAAUUCAGUCAAUAUUAAUAUUCUAGCGUGGAAUGUGGGUGGAGCUGGGAGUAAGCGCUUCUCUCGCGCUCUCAAGCUAGUCAUUCAGUCGUACAAGCCUGAUUUUGUGAUUCUUCUUGAACCUCAGAUUAGUGGUAAUGCGGCGAAUGCGGUGUGCGAUAAGUUGGGUUUUCCGGAUGUGAUUCGGGUUGAAGCAGAAGGACGGCAAGGUGGCAUUUGGGUCUUUUGGGAUGCUCGGCGGUAUAAUGCUCAAAUCAUCUCGGCCUGUCCGCAGCACGUCACCAUCCGCAUUUCCCAGAGUCACAUGCCCGAUUGGAUCCUUACAGCGGUGUAUGCCUCUCCUCACCCCUCUCAGCAGCAACCUCUUUGGAGUCGUCUCACCGCUCUGAGUAAAGGCAUCAGCAUACCCUGGAUCCUUACAGGGGAUUUUAACGCCAUCAGAUCCCCGACCGAGAAGUCCGGGGCUGCCUCGAUGGCGACUUUCCGGAGAUGCCGCAUCUUCAACGACAGAAUCAAUGGGGCGGACCUGGUGGAUCUCGGUUACUCCGGCCCAAAUUUUACCUGGACUAGGGGGGAGAAUUCCGAUACCUACAGGGCCAGCAGGAUCGACAGGAGCCUUUGCAACAUUCAGUGGAAUUCCGUCUUUCCAAAUACUACUGUCCGCCAUCUGCCUCGCCUCAAUUCGGAUCAUAACCCCAUCCUUACUUCUUUUGCUUUACAGGGGCAAUCUCCUCACUCUUCUCGUUCCUUUAAGUUUGAAGCUGCAUGGCUUACUCACAAGGAUUUUUUGAAUACCAUUGCAGGGACUUGGGAUUCUACCAGACCCUUGCCGAGCGCUUUGCAUUCUCUGAGCAUCGCCCUGCAAGAUUGGAACAGAGAUACCUUUGGGAAUGUGCAGCAAAGAAAGAGACGGCUCUUAGGGCGGAUUCAUGGAGUCGAAAGGCAUCUUUCUCGGAGUUUUUCCCCGGGGUUGGCCAAGCUCCAUUCUAAGCUGGAGGCCGAGCUUGAUUCAGUCUUGGAGCAGGAGGAGCUGAUCUGGUAUCAAAGAUCGAGGGAGCAUUGGGUAAAGUUUGGGGAGCGCAAUACUAGUUACUUUCACCAGCAAGCCAAUAUCAGGAGACGGAAGAACAGGAUCACCGCCCUUCGGGAUCAAACAGGAGUAUGGAUUGAUGAACCUCAGGAGCUGGCGGAUAUGGUCUUUGAGUUUUAUACUAACCUCUACUUGCAGGAUAGCUCAGCUUAUGAGGAUAUGAUGCCAAAGAAUGCUUUCCCCCGGCUUGCUCAAGAGGACCUCCUUGCUUUGCUGAGACCCUUUACCAUCAUGGACAUCCAUAAAGCCAUUUUCGAGAUGAAACCAUUUCAGGCUCCCGGGCCAGAUGGGUUUCACGCGGCCUUUUAUCAACAAGCCUGGAAUGUGGUGGGGAAGUCUUUAACAGAUAUGGCUCUGGCUUUCUUCAAUACCGGAGUGUUGCCUGAUAAGGUCUCAGAGUCUACUGUAGUGCUCAUCCCCAAAGUCGAUCAUCCUGAGUAUGUGACUCAACUGAGGCCCAUAUCGCUUAACAAUGUGAGUCUUAAGGCUAUCACCAAGGCGAUCACUAGUAGGUUGAAGCUGGUCAUGAGGAAGCUCAUCUCCCCUCGGCAGAGCAGUUUCAUUCCUGGCCGCCAGACCACGGACAAUGUCAUUGUUGUGCAGGAAGUGCUCCACUCUCUGGGGAAGCGUAAAGGGAAGAAAGGAGGCAUGAUUCUUAAGAUUGACCUUGAGAAAGCCUAUGACAUGCUCUGGUGGGAUUUCCUUCGUGAUACCCUGAAGGAAGCGGGUCUCCCCAGCACUUGGAUCAGCUGUAUCAUGUAUUGUGUGGAGCAGAAUAAUAUGCGGGUUCUUUGGAAUGGCAACCUUUCAGCGACCAUCACUCCCACUCGUGGAGUUCGCCAGGGAGACCCUCUUUCCCCUUAUCUCUUUGUCUUAUGCAUGGAACGCUUAUCUCACAGGAUAGACGCGGUCCUUCACAGUGGGCAAUGGAAGGCCAUUAGGCUCACUAGGAAUGGACCGCCCCUCACUCAUCUUUUCUUUGCAGAUGACCUUUUGCUCUUCGCCGAAGCAGAGACGAGACAGAUCAGAAUCAUCAAGCAGUGCCUUGACGACUUUUGCUUUAGCUCCGGGCAGCGAGUCAACUACGGCAAGUCCUUGCUGUUUGUGUCGCCAAAUGUGAGCAGAUCGAAGGCCAACAUUUUGAGCGCGAGAGCGGAGAUCCCCCUGAAGAAUGAGCUUGGCAGAUAUCUUGGCAUACAGGGCAUUCAUGGCCGGGUGACGGCAAGGAGAUAUCAGAGCCUACUUCUGUGA